AUGAAUAAAGAUCUUAUGCUUAAGUUAGUAAAUAAUGAGCGUCAAAAAAUUGGCGUUAAUGAAUUAGAAUGGGAUUCCCGUUUAGAAAAAGUUGCUCAACUACAAUCUAACUUUAUGGCUUCAUGCAACACUUGUACACAUGCUAGUAAAUCUGGUGAUCUUGGUACUAGAAUUGAAGCCCAAGGAUUUUCUUGGUCCAGCUGUGCAGAAAAUGUUGCUGGCGGUUACAAAAAUGAAGCCACGGCAGUAGAAGGAUGGAUGAAAUCUCAAGGACACAAAACGAACAUGCUCAAUCCAAGAUAUACUCAUUUUGGAGCUGGAUUUUCGAAUGGAUUCUGGGCUCAGGUUUUUGGAAGUGAGUUAUAG
Molecule: messenger RNA, 366 nt
Organism: Cetraspora pellucida
Lineage: Eukaryota; Fungi; Glomeromycota; Glomeromycetes; Diversisporales; Gigasporaceae
Source: the annotation of a GenBank genome assembly